GACUUGCGAAGAUGGCGAACUCGAUUACUGGAAAGGAUUGCAUGAUCUCGGAAUGGAUUCUGUUGAUUGCUGCAUAUGUCCUUGUGGGCUUGAGGAUGUACACUCGUCUGCUAGUGCAGAGGCAGAAGUUGAGAUUGUCUGAAUACAUUCUUUUGUUCUCUGCUUUAAUUGGUCUGGGACAUCAUUUGCGAGUCAUCAUGGAUGAUUGGGAGUCAUCGGUCACAUUGUCGAAAAUCUCGUUCGCCUCCAACUACUUCUAUGACUUUGGCAUGUUGAGCAUGCUAGCUUUCUACUGGAGCGUGUUUCCCGCCGACAGACCUAUGCUGCGAAAGGCCAUGUACGUGAUCACUGCCUACGUGUGCUCUGCCUACAUGACCGUUCUCUGGACAGACACUUUCUACUGCGAGACCCCAGUGUCUGUCCAAUGGAGCCAGGAAGAAGGUGCCUGCAGUGUAUUUUACGCGGAAACACCAGUCUACUUUAACUUUUCUGUCAACCUUUCUUCCUACAUCUUCAUCUAUGGUCUUCCUCUUUUCUUGCUUAAAGGAAUGAGUAAGGAACACAAAGCCGCCAUCUACUUUACCUUUUCCUUGGGUAUCGUGCCUGCAUUGACGACGUCGAUCCGCUUUGUCACGCUGAACACUGAUUCUAACGAGCCUAAUUUGGUCUACAUUUUGAGUAUGGCUGAGAUGGCUACGGCCAUUGCUGCUGUCUCGGUGCCUGGAUUGAAGCUGUUGCUUGAUAGACGUGGUGCGACUGCUGAUGAUCGAUCGCUUGUCAGUGGAGAGGUCGUUAGAGAGAACAAGCAUGAUGGCGAGGUC
Messenger RNA from Aureobasidium vineae, 821 nucleotides. The record is from the annotation of a GenBank genome assembly. Lineage: Eukaryota; Fungi; Ascomycota; Dothideomycetes; Dothideales; Saccotheciaceae.